UGUGAACGCCAACGACCACAAAAGUAAGAAACCGGCAAAAGUGGGUUCAUCAAAGACGACAACAACACCCAAAGAGUAUCCUUACCCUGGGGAGGGGAAAAUUUCUCUUUGGGAUAUACCGGGAAUUGGUUUAUCUGCUGCUCCUGAUGUCAAAACUUACUGCGACGAAUUUAAAAUUUUGCAGCACGAUGCAUUUGUAAUUAUGACUGCUAAGAGUCUAAGCCAGCUCAACAUUUCCUUAGCAGAGAAACUUGCAAAUAUCAAAAAACCAUUCCUCUUCGUCCGUGCCAGGAUUGAUGAAGACUUUGCGAACGAUAACAAAAAUACAAUAGUCAGCAGAGAUGAAUUCAGGAAGAAAAUAGAAACAGAAUUCAGAGAGGAGGUAGCACAAGUUGACAAAAUAAUUGGCCGAAAUCUAGACAUCUUCCUGAUAAACAAUGACAAUCCCAGUGAUUGGGAUUUCUCCAAGCUUGUCUUGGCUAUCGGCAAGCAAUUUUCACUUGAUCAACAGCAGUGCUUCCACUUCACUCAGCCAGCCAUAUCUAAAGAGAUUCUGAAAGAAAAAGUUAAAGAGCUCAAAG
Paramuricea clavata is the source of this 581-nucleotide messenger RNA. The record is from the annotation of a GenBank genome assembly. NCBI's taxonomy places the organism in Eukaryota, Metazoa, Cnidaria, Anthozoa, Malacalcyonacea, Plexauridae.